AUAUGAAAACCAGCGACUGACGCCUGACGGUGCUUCCAAACAGAUCCGGCGUAGAGCUUCCUUCUCCCCAGGUUAGGCAUCUCCGUGCUUCUCUUACACUGUGUUUGUUUGGAGGUAUGGGGAGGUAGAAUUUAGGUGACUGCCAGAAAACCAGUCGCCAUCUUCAUAUCUCCAUCCUCGUCUUCCGAUUGCCAUCUCCAACAAGACGAGGUAUUCCGAUUUUUUCUCUUCAAUUUUCAAUUUUUUUUCGUUCUGCCUUUGCGUCGUUCUGUAGUUCGAUUCUGGUUUCUGGGCGACUCUGCUCCAGAUCGGAAGGUAUUUAAUCCUCUUAUUUCUCCCUUCUGUUUUUGCAUGCAAUCCCGAUCCCUUUUUUCCACAUUGCAACCAUGAAAAGGGCUUUUUGCCGGGUUUCCUCCAUGAAUGCUCAAAGAUCUAGCCUUUUUUUCUUCUGGGUCGAAAUUUAUUCUGGGUUUUUGUUGUUUGGCACUUUGGCUGGAACUUUUUUUCGUUCUGCCCUUGCUCACGGAUUCUCUUUCUACACGGAUUUUGCUUACUUCACUUCAAUUUUUUCACUUUUUUUGCUUACUUCACAGAUUUUGGUUCUGCACAGAUUUUCAAUUUUACUUCACUUUUUUUUGCUUCCUUCAAUUUUGCUUUCAAUUUUAUGCUUUCACAAGGAUAUUUUAAUAAUUUUAAUCUUUUCCUACCUCACUUUACCUAAUAAACAUCCAAACACAAUUUUUUAACUCAUUAACUUCAAUUACCUACCUACAAUUACCUACCUUUACCUACCUAAUAAAAAUUUUACCUACCUCCAACCAAACAUACCCUUAUAUAUGAAUCGUGCAUUCCUUACCCUAAUUUAGUUUGCCGCUAGUUUCAGAUCCUGCUCGUCGAUUCGAUUUACUGCUAGAGCUAGAAAUGUGCAUUCGGAAUAUGAUUUGAAUAAGUUAUUUAUCAUCCAGUUCCUCUAUAGGAUUAUAUCCUGCUAUUCUUGAACAUUCGAUUCAAUCGCUCUGUCAUGUUUGAUGUAUUGAGCACUAGGUUUUGUUUUUCUCAUUUUUCUUGGUGGAUAAAAUCAUGAAAUGAUAUGCAAUAGCAUGCCAUAUCAGCUAGGAUGUUUUAAUCAUAUCAAUUAUUUUGCCAUCUUCAAAGAACAAAGCUUGAUUUUUUUUGUUUUUUUCAUAUGUUAUGCAUGAUCACGAAACUUAUGGAAGUGUUCAACAAGCAUAGAUUGCUUCCAAAGGUUCAACGAGAUGCGCCGAAAACCUAUUGGAGCUCGCAGUUUAGUAUUCUUUGGUUUUAGUAAGAGCAGUAGUAUGGAGUGACAACUGACAAGAGCGUAACAAUACAAUGGUGAACAUUUAUAAAUACUAUUUCUGUGUAUCCCCUUUAUUUGUCUAAAACUUAGGUACAAUGCAUGAAUUGGAAAAAGUUGCUAGUUAAAAGUUUUGUCUCUAUUUAAUAAUCUCUAACAUUUUUUAAAUAGAAUGUGAAGUUAGAUUGUGGAGGCGCAGAUUCAUAGUCAUCACUGACCAAUUUGAGGCAAUCCAUUAUGGUUUCCCGCAAAGUGCCUAGAAUCUAGAUCUUCAUCCAAUAUUCAAAGGGCUUGAACAUGAGUUCUGUUGGGUGCUCUCUGACUCCUUGUGGUUUUAAUACGUCCUAUGAACCCAAUUCAAAAUGCUACAUUGCAACAUUUACACGGCUUUCCCAGCUGCAUUCCAUGUCAACCUUCUCAUCCAUUAAGAGCUCACUGGGGUCCCAUCACAGUCUAACAUCUUGCUUCUUCAAAGGAGCCAAGUUCUCGAGUCUUUCUUCUGCAUCAACACCUCUUUUAUGUGGAGAAUAUCUGGGCUUCUCAGAAACCCUUUCCAAGUCCCCCAAACAAAAAAGGGUUUCUUUUUCCCCAAGGGCAUCAUCUAAGGAUGUCCCCCAAGGUUUUCGAUACCCAGCAAUGACAAAGAAGCCAAGGUUUUGGUGGAGAACCAUAGCGUGCCUCCCGUACCUCAUGCCCCUCCACGAGACAUGGAUGUAUGCCGAGACGGCAUACCAUCUCCAUCCUUUCUUAGAAAAAUUGGAAUUCAUGACCUACCCCUUUCUACGAGCCUUAGGGAGGUUACCCAGUUGGUUUCUCAUGGCGUAUUUCUUUCUUGCUUACCUUGGGAUUGUUAGGAGAAAGGAGUGGCCCCACUUUUUCCGGUAUCAUAUGGUGAUGGGAAUGCUGUUGGAGAUAUCUCUACAAGUUAUUGGAACUGUGAGCCGUUGGAUGCCCCCGGCCGUGUACUGGGGUAAGGUUGGGAUGCAUUUCUGGACAGCCAUCGCGUUCGCGUAUCUGUUCACCGUUUUGGAGUGCAUCAAGUGCGCAAUUUGUGGUAUGUAUGCCGACGUUCCGUAUAUCUGCGACGCUGCUUAUAUUCAAAUUCCAUAUUGAUUUUGAAUGCUUGUGUAGCAAAUCGAGAUCUUGUACUGGCAUUUAAUCAGGUAAUGUUUUGUUUUUUUGAUUGAUUAUUGUUGUAGAUUGAAUACAAGUAUCAUCUGUUGCUAAUGCCCUUUGUUCUUAUUACUGUAAAAUCUACUGCUGUGGGCAUUAAAAGUUUCCCUUCAUUGGAGAUGAUGGAUUGCCUAAUGUUUGUGUGGAUUUGAGAUAUGUUGUAAUCUUUUGCUAUUUUGGAUACAUAAAUAGGAGUAUACGGU
This is a messenger RNA of Cuscuta campestris, 2694 nucleotides long. Lineage: Eukaryota; Viridiplantae; Streptophyta; Magnoliopsida; Solanales; Convolvulaceae. The record is from the annotation of a GenBank genome assembly.